Molecule: messenger RNA, 354 nt
Organism: Dracunculus medinensis (Guinea worm)
Lineage: Eukaryota; Metazoa; Nematoda; Chromadorea; Rhabditida; Dracunculidae
Source: the annotation of a GenBank genome assembly
AUGGAAGCCCCGAAUCAAAUAUCAAGGCGCCCUGUUCCCAGUGCAUCUGCUUGUCGUGAUAGCGAUUCAAAUUUGUGUAACGCUUUAUUCCUUAAUAAUGUUAAUAAUGACCUCGCCGACAAUGCGAAUCCGACCAAACCAUACAAGGUCCACGAGGAUUGUUUUAAAGCCACACAUUUGUCCAUUGCUACCAAAUUUUGCGCAUCAACUUGUGCUUUAUGUUGCAAAACACCUCAGUUCAGCGGCUGUCCCGAUAGAACGACUACUGUCGCCUCGUCGAACUGCAGAGAUGAAAGAGUCGAUUGCGCUCGUCAUCUACAAUUCUGCCGUGUGCACCCAUUCUCAUCGUAUUAU